Molecule: messenger RNA, 720 nt
Organism: Vanessa atalanta (red admiral)
Lineage: Eukaryota; Metazoa; Arthropoda; Insecta; Lepidoptera; Nymphalidae
Product: ejaculatory bulb-specific protein 3-like
Exons: 3
Coding region: 16-462 (148 amino acids)
Source: RefSeq, a predicted model, not a curated record
CAAAGAGGUGGUUUAAUGGUCGUCGAUAUAAAAGCACUGUCGCUUUCUGCGGCGGCUAGUUCUUUGGGUCCUAUAGAGAGUAAAAGAAUAAUAACGAUGAAGACUUUAGUUGUUUUGGCUUGCCUGGUUCUAUCGGUGUUGGCUGCUGAUAAGUAUAACUCAAAAUAUGAUAACUUCGACGUGGAAACGUUAAUUACAAAUGAGAGACUCCUUAAAUCGUACGUCAACUGCUUCCUGGACAAAGGUAGAUGCACAGCUGAAGGAUCUGACUUUAAAAAAACAUUACCCGAAGCCGUCGAAACAGUGUGCGGUAAAUGUACUGAGAAGCAAAAGGUUAACAUAAGGAAAGUCAUUAAGGCUAUUCAACAGAAAUUCCCGAAACAAUGGGAAGAACUCGUUAAGAAAAAUGAUCCUUCCGGAAAACACCGUACCAACUUCGAGAAAUUCAUCCAGGGUAGCUAAACAGCUCAAAGCAUUAGCUUAGCCAAAUUAAAAUAGCAUUUAAGUGAUAUAUUAAUAAGGUUUAAUUUCAAUAUUUCAAAUAAAAUACAAAUUGGUAUUGAGAUUUGUGAUAGAGGUAAUGAAGAUGCGUGAUUCUUAACGUUUGUUGAGAUUCAAUGUGAUAUGAUAUUGUUUACGUCAUAUUGAGGAAACCAUUUGAAGAUGGUGGAAAAUGUUUAUUUAUUAUUCGUAUUGGUGUUGACUGAUUGUAAUAAAAGA